Messenger RNA from Aegilops tauschii subsp. strangulata, 1832 nucleotides. RefSeq lists its product as uncharacterized. Lineage: Eukaryota; Viridiplantae; Streptophyta; Magnoliopsida; Poales; Poaceae. Gene Ontology annotation, molecular function: protein binding; metallopeptidase activity; cysteine-type deubiquitinase activity. Gene Ontology annotation, cellular component: BRISC complex; BRCA1-A complex. The record is from RefSeq and is a predicted model, not a curated record. Gene Ontology annotation, biological process: DNA repair; protein K63-linked deubiquitination.
CGUCAUCGACCGAGCCCACCCACUCCGACCGACCCCACAGCGAGCCCAGAAGAGGCGCAGCACAACACACUCCUCCGGCACCGAGCCACCCGCCCCGCCCCGCGCCCGACCCGAAACCCCAGCCGAUCGGCGGCGGCCGGCCGGCGGAGAUGUCGCUGACGGAGGUCAGGAUCGGCGAGGAGGUGUGGCUCACCUGCCUCUCCCACGCGCUCACCACGGAGACCGAGGAGGUCAUGGGCCUCCUCCUCGGCGACGUCGUGCCCUCCAGCAGGGGCGGCUCCACGGCGGUCAUAUGGGGCGCGUCGCCGCAGAUGAGGUGCGAGCGGAAGAAGGACCGCGUCGAGGUCAACCCCGAGCUGCUCGCCGCCGCGUCGGCGCAGGCCGAGGUAAUGACGACCACCAUCGGGAAGACGACCCGGGUGAUCGGCUGGUACCACUCGCACCCGCAUAUCACUGUCCUGCCUUCCCACGUAGAUGUGCGUACCCAGGCUAUGUUUCAGUUGCUAGAUCCAGGCUUUGUUGGGCUGAUAUUUUCCUGUUUUAGUGAAGAUGCUCAAAAGGUUGGGAAAAUCCAAGUGAUUGCCUUCCAGUCACUUGAUGGGACACAGAACACACAGCGUGCUAUUGUUCCUGUUAUUACCAAUCCAGUCAUUAACCCUGAACCAUCUUGGGGUUCAUCCGAUAACUCAUUAGCAUUGAUUGAGGGCAUUGAACAGGACACUGGAGAUUCUAGAGCUUCAAACGGAAGCAAGGUCUGGGGAAGGUCUCAGGAUAUGGAUCUGUAUUCUCCUUUGGACACAAAUCAUUCGGCAAGACUACCAAUAGAAAACGCUAUUGUUCCUUUCGAACCUGAUAACAGUGCUGGACCCUCUGUUGAUCAAGAUGGUUCAGAUCUGUCCCCAAGCAUACAGGAGGCUUUGCACCGGUCAACCAUGGACAUAAGUGGUGCAGAGUAUAAAAGGAAGGAGGUGCCACUUAAAGUAUUCCCUACAAGGCAUCUGCUAAAGCUGGACACUACGUUGAGUUCUUACUGUGAUAUGCAACGUGUCCUGUUUGAAGAGGAACAAUCAGCAUAUAACCAAGCUAUGCUUCAGAAUAUUUGUGAUGGGAAGAUGCACCCACUUACAUCUAUGCACCAUACCUCCACAUACAAUGCUUCUCUAUGCAAACUGAUGGAAUACUGCUUGACCCCAGCCAUAACUGUGCUUGAGGACCGUGUGAAAGAAAACGAACUUCGGUUAGCUAUGCUAGUGGAGGAGGCUAAACAACUGGAGGCCGAGCAGAGCACGAAAACUGGCUCUCCUCGCCGUGCGAUGCCCGGAGGGACUACCAGUGGCAUCACUUCGCCAAGGGGCCAGGACAAGUACCCUUCCGGCAGACAAGGGGGCCCUAUAAGCCCUAGCAGCAGCGGCCGGAGGAAGGCUCCUUGAAUCCGACCUUGCUCGCCAUUCUGUGAUGAUGGAUAGUCCGAUUCUCGGCCCUGCCUGAUGCUUUCUGGAACCCCAAACCUGUCCCUUCGCGCGAGGGGUGAAGUCGCAAUGCAAAUGUACAUACCCAUCUCCUUUCAGCGCCUGGCCCGCCGUCCUUCUGUGGAAGUAACCAACCAACAGUGGUUCCCUUUUGCUUUGUGUUGUCCUUGCGCCAAAUCCUUUUGCCUGGUUGCGCUGAGCUUGUAAUGUGUACUCACUGGCGCGACGAGUCUCGGGCAGUGGUUGCGCUGAGCUUGUAAUGUGUACUCACUGGCGCGACGAGUCUCGGGCAGGCUUUCUAGUUGGAAAAAACUCUUGUACCAAUCCUGUUGUCGAAAUGUUCAGGGAAGCCUCGCUUGCCUA